AUGACCUGAGCUGAAAUCAAGAGCCAGAUGCUUCACCUCCUGAGCCACCCAGGCGCCCCCAGGAUGGAGAGCUUUAACUGAGAGCUGCAGUCUUUAAAAGAAAAAAGUCAAAUGGAAACUUUAGAGCUGAAGACAUUAACAAUGAACCUGACUAAAAAAGAAUCCGUAAAAUUCCUUGUGAUGGAAAGUUUGAAAAAUUGAGAAGGUGAUGGAAGAAAAGCACAUAGAAAUCCCAGGAAAACAAAAACAAAACCAGAAGCUGUCCAGGAAAGGAAAUGGAAGCACAGAACACUACUUGGGCUCGGCAGGAAAUAACGUGUCCCGGGCGGUGGAGCUCCUCGAGAGGCUCCAGCGCAGCGGGGAGCUGCCCCCGCAGAAGCUGCAGGCCCUCCAGCGAGUCUUGCAGAGCCGCUUCUGUUCUGCCAUCCGGGAGGUGUACGAGCAGCUCUAUGACACGCUGGACAUCACCGGCAGUGCUGAAAUCCGGGCCCACGCCACGGCCAAGGCCACGGUGGCUGCCUUCACAGCCAGUGAGGGCCAUGCACAUCCCAGGGUAGUGGAGCUGCCCAAGACAGAUGAGGGCCUGGGCUUCAACAUCAUGGGGGGCAAGGAGCAGAACUCCCCCAUCUAUAUCUCCCGUGUCAUCCCUGGAGGCGUGGCUGACCGCCACGGAGGCCUCAAGCGUGGCGACCAGCUGCUGUCCGUGAAUGGCGUGAGUGUUGAGGGUGAGCAGCACGAGAAGGCAGUGGAGCUGCUGAAGGCAGCCCAGGGCUCGGUGAAGCUGGUGGUGCGUUACACGCCUCGCGUGCUGGAGGAGAUGGAGGCCCGCUUCGAGAAGAUGCGCUCUGCUCGCCGGCGCCAGCAGCACCAGAGCUACUCGUCCUUGGAGUCUCGAGGCUGAAACCACAGAUCUGGACCCUCACCCUCACCCCCUCCCCUGUACAGUAUUUAUUGUCACCGGCUCCUUAUUUAAAGAUCUUUGACCCUCA
Messenger RNA from Panthera uncia (snow leopard), 989 nucleotides. RefSeq names its product lin-7 homolog B, crumbs cell polarity complex component (gene LIN7B). NCBI's taxonomy places the organism in Eukaryota, Metazoa, Chordata, Mammalia, Carnivora, Felidae. Bases 209 to 901 code for a protein of 230 amino acids. Gene Ontology annotation, biological process: maintenance of epithelial cell apical/basal polarity; protein localization to basolateral plasma membrane; neurotransmitter secretion. The transcript is spliced from 7 exons. Gene Ontology annotation, cellular component: synapse; MPP7-DLG1-LIN7 complex; basolateral plasma membrane. Gene Ontology annotation, molecular function: L27 domain binding. The record is from RefSeq and is a predicted model, not a curated record.